Molecule: messenger RNA, 4026 nt
Organism: Pecten maximus
Lineage: Eukaryota; Metazoa; Mollusca; Bivalvia; Pectinida; Pectinidae
Exons: 1
Coding region: 1-4026 (1341 amino acids)
Biological process (GO): DNA integration; proteolysis
Molecular function (GO): nucleic acid binding; aspartic-type endopeptidase activity; zinc ion binding
Source: RefSeq, a predicted model, not a curated record
AUGGCGCAGGCAACCAGUUAUUUGCCAGAAUUAGGUGGAGUUGGAGUGUUUGACUGUUCAGACACAGCAGCAAUCGGACCGCGUUGGAAAAGAUGGCUGCGGGCUUUCGACUUGUACGCGGGAGGGAGAGGGGUGAAGGACCCUGCCCAGAAGAAGUCUCUGUUGUUGCAUUGUUCGGGGCUUAGUGUACAGGACAUCUUCUUUACCCUAACAGAAAGUACGGAGGGGGCUGACGUGUACGAGAAAACAUUGAGUACGCUCAAUAAACAUUUUACACCUGAAGUGAACAUUCCCUAUGAGAGACAUUUGUUUAGAAGCAUGUCGCAGAAAGCUGAUGAAACUGUAGAACAAUUUAUAACACGUUUGAGACAGAAGGCGGAGACAUGUGAGUUUGGUGAUCUUAAUGCUGUGAACGAACAGAUUAGAGAUCAGGUGAUUGAAAAGUGUUCUCAACAUCACCUACGUCGCAAGUUACUGGAAAAGGGGAGAACUCUGACACUUGUACAGCUACGAGAAAUCGCUAGGGCCAUGGAGCAAUCCGAGAGACAAGCACGGAACAUAGAGGGGAUAGAGGAAGUAAACAAGGUAGCAUGGGGCGCCAAGGGGGCCAAAAGUAGAACUUUCUCUAGACCAAGGAAAGACAACCGGAAGUCUGGUAACACUAACAGUCACAGAGUAAUAGGGCCAUGUUAUAACUGUGGUAGGGAAGGACACCUAGCCAAAGAUGAUAAGUGCCCAGCUAAAGGACAAAAGUGUCGGAAAUGUCAUGGAGUUGGACAUUUUGAGGCAAGAUGUAAGUCCAAGGGUCAGAAAUCUACGGUUCGCCAAGUUUCGAGUGAGGGACCUGCAAAUUAUGCCUUUAGUGUACAUGGUACUUCAGGUCAGACUCAAAACAGUAUUGUCAUUAAUAUUGGAGGGAUCCAGAUGGAGGCUAUUAUUGACUCUGGAGCCAGCUGUAACGUUAUGAACAGGGGCACAUGGGAAACACUUAAAAGACAGUCUAUUAAGUGUACAUCAAAGAAGAGUGACAAACACAUUUUUGUGUAUGGUAGCCAGACACCGAUUCAUGCGGUUGGAUCAUUUGUAGCCCGUAUCGCAUAUAAUGAUAGAUACGAGGACGGCGUGGAGUUUCUGGUUAUAGAGGGAAGGGGCCAGACCCUUCUUGGUAAAGACACCUCAAUAAAACUAGGGGUUCUGAGGUUGGGACCACUACCGUCACCUAAUGAGAGACAUGAUAUUAACAAAGUGUCUACAACUCUGGGGAUCAAGGACGAGUUGAUUAGGAAGUAUCCCAAGGCAUUCCAGGGAUUAGGAACUUUGAGGAAUUUUGAACUUGAAAUCUCACUUGACCCCGAGGUCAAACCUAUUGCACAACCACUUAGGAGGGUGCCUUACAACCUGAGGGACAGACUUGAAAAGAAACUACUGGAACUUGAGGACUUGGACAUAAUUGAGCCAGUACAUGGACCCACAUCUUGGGUUUCUCCGAUCGUGGUGGUACCAAAAGGGGACACUGACAUUAGAUUGUGUGUAGAUAUGCGACAGGCCAACACGGCUGUCCUACGCGAACGAUUCCCCAUCCCCACUGUUGAUGAGGUACUGCAAGACAUGAACUGUAGCAAGGUUUUUAGCAAGAUAGAUAUUAAGUGGGCCUACCACCAGAUUAUGUUAGCAGAGAAGUCUAGAGACAUUACAACUUUUGUGACCCACAAGGGUUUGUAUAGGUACAAAAGGUUGAUGUUUGGGGUAAGUUGUGCGCCAGAAAUGUUUCAAAAAGUUGUACAGCAAGUGUUGCAAGGUUGUGAGGGAGUUCAAAAUAUCAUGGAUGAUGUUAUUGUACAUGGUAGUAGUCAAGAUGAGCAUGACCAGAGGCUGAGAGAAGCUGUGAGAGUCCUGAGUGAGUCGGGAAUGACAUUGAACAGUGACAAAUGUGAAUUUAAUAUGUCAAAACUUGUGUUCAUGGGUCAUGUAUUAUCUGAAAAGGGGAUCGGUCCGUCCGAGGUCAAGGUCAAGGCCGUUCUUGAUGCGCGUGAGCCGACUACUGCGAGCGAAGUACGAAGCUUCCUAGGUCUUGUGAAUUACAGUGCUCGGUUUAUUCCGGACUUAGCUACGAUAUCCGCUCCGUUACGGAAACUGACGAAAAAGGACGAAGAAUUUGUCUGGGGGGCAGAACAACAGGUCGCGUUCAAUGUUCUUAAGAAGUGCUUAGCACAGGCCGAGACGUUGGGUUACUUUGACAAGAAUGCUAAGACACAGGUCAUUACAGACGCAAGUCCAGUCGGUCUUGGGGCAGUGUUAGUGCAGGAAUCUCAAAGCGGUGAAUCUAGAGUAAUUUGUUACGCAAGUAGGAGUUUGAGUGACACAGAGAAGCGCUAUUCGCAGACUGAGAAAGAGGCGCUAGCUAUUGUUUGGGCCUGCGAGAGGUUCCACGUUUACCUUUAUGGUAUGGAAUUUGAGUUGUUAACAGAUCACAAGCCGCUAGAAUGUAUCUAUUCAACCAGGUCAAAACCCUGUGCGAGGAUCGAGAGAUGGGUCCUCCGGUUACAACCUUAUCGUUAUAGGGUGAGGUAUAUUCCAGGUUCGAGAAAUAUCGCAGAUUCGCUGUCGCGACUUCUAAAGGUGUCAAAGGUAUCGAACUCUAGUCAUGAAGUCGGUGAAGAGUACAUUAGGUUCGUUGCUAAGGAAGCGACUCCCGUUGCCAUGACUACCCGUGAGGUCGAGCGUGAGUCGGAGAAAGAUCCAGAACUUUCUGAAGUUCGGGAACAUCUGUUAAACGGUCAGUGGCACAAAACUGAGCAUACUGCUUACUUACCUGUUCGAAAUGAGCUUAGUGCUAUAGGAAUGAUAGUGCUUAGGGGAACCAGGUUAGUGGUUCCAAGGUCAUUGAGAGAACGUGUUCUAGAACUAGCUCAUGAAGGUCAUCCUGGUAUUGUCAGUAUGAAACACAGACUCCGUAGCAAAGUUUGGUGGCCGGGGAUUGACAAUGAAGUUGAGAAAUUUUGUCGGAAAUGUUAUGGUUGUCAGCUAGUUAGUCAACCGUGUAAACCGGAACCAAUGAAACGUCGUGAGUUACCGUCAUUACCAUGGCAACAUCUUGCGGCAGAUUUAUUAGGGCCGUUGCCAACCGGUGAUUUCAUCUUUGUUUUGGUGGACUAUUAUAGUAGGUGGUUUGAGGUAGAAGUAACAAAGACCACAACGUCUGAGAAAAUUACACAAAUUUUAUCCAAGUUCUUUCUCACUCAUGGAUUGUCAGAAUCCAUUCAGACAGAUAAUGGUCCUCAGUUUAUCAGCGAACAUUUCAAAGUGUUCUGCAGUAGCCAUGGGAUUGAACACCGUCGGACAACUCCAUUGUGGCCUCAGGCCAAUGGUCAAGUGGAGCGUGAAAAUCGGUCAAUUAUGAAGCGUGUCCGUAUCGCACAAGCUGAAGGUCGAUCAUGGAGAGAUGACCUCAAUUCAUACUUACUUAUGUACCGUAGUACCCCACAUAGCACAACUGGUAUCAGUCCAGCUGAACUGUUGUACGGUAGGAAGUUGCGUACAAAACUUCCAGAUCUCCAUCAUUAUAGUACUGAUGAUAUUAACACUGAGGUGAGAGAUCGAGAUACUGAGAAAAAGGAGAAAGGGAGGGCAUAUGCUGAUGCCAAACGUGGAGCACGAGAGAGCGAAGUUCAUGAGGGAGAUCUAGUUCUUAGGAAACAAGAUAGGCAUGAUAAGUUUUCUACUACAUUUCACCCAGAGCCUUGUCAGGUUUUGAAGAAAACGGGUAAUUCUGUAACACUAGAUUCUGGUCACAAACGGAAUGUUACUCAUUUGAAAAAGUUUGUAGAAAAUCCAGUACAACCACAGGAACCACAAAAGGAACCUGUUGUGGUACCGGAAAUGGAACCACCUGUAGAUACAGGCGGGGUGGUUCAAGCUGAGCUCGCUGAAGAACCAAAAGGUUCUAUUCCACAGAGUGUAAAUGAACGUCCUAGGCGUGAGCAUAAGAUGCCUACAAAGUUUGAUGAUUAUCAUGUGUACAAGUAA